AAUAAGCUCAAGCUAAGCCAGGCCCCACUCUGAUGCUCAUGGAUCUCCCCACUCACAUUCCAUGUCUUUUUGUUUUAAUUCAUCUGUUUGUUUUGCAUUUUUUCUGUACUUGAGUUGAGGCCUGAGGGCAACAAACUAUUAACAUGAAUUUGUAUGGUAAAAGUAAAUGCAAACAGAACUCCUUCCCUGAUCCACUUUGCAACCUCUGAUCCAAUGUCAAGUGCUAGCAGAGAGGUUUCAGCGCACAGGAGACUAGAGGCUCCCUCAACCCCUGGCAGACCCGUUUUCAGCUUCAACAGUGUUGCAAAUCUUUCAAGAAAGACCUUCCCUUCCAAAUGGGACGAUGCAGAGAAAUGGCUCAUCACCACCUCCUCCCCACCUCACACUCACACUGCAAACAUAAAGAGGCACACUGACAACUUUCAGGUGUCUGCUGCAUCUUUGGAUUUGGACCACCAUGACACACUCCAUGCUUCUAAUGGGAUCUCAUGCUCCACACACAUUAUGUUAAAAGAAAAGUUCACAGACAGCACAGAGCCCAUUUUCCCAAAUUUGCAAUAUUCAGAACCAACUAGAGAAGGAUUUUUGUUUGGAGACCAAGCUAGGGAGGUAAUGAAAGAUGCUAGCAAAGAAGUGGUCCAUAAGGAUGUUGGGACGGAGAUGACACCUCUUGGAAGUUGCACAACUUCAAGAUGCCACACACCAUUCAAGAGUUCAUCCCCUGCUCGCCAUAAUACUCCUGCAAAUAGGUCAGGACCAUUGUCCUUCGCAAACCACAAUAACACUACCUGCACCAAUGACCUUAUUAGGCUGGAGGAGUGCCAUUUUGCUAAAUUGCAACUAGGAACACAAUAUGAUUCGGUCACACCACACUGGAGCACAAGAGAAGAGGAGGAAGAGGAAAUAUCAAAGAGCUUAAGACAUAAUGCUGAUUCAGAAUGCAAGGCUACUACGUGGGAAGAAGAGGAAAAUACCAAGGGCUGUCUCAGGUAUCAGAGAGAAGAAGCCAAAAUUCAAGCUUGGGUAGAUCUUCAAAGUGCUAAAGCCGAAGCACAAUCAAAAAAACUUGAGUGUGUAAAUACAAGUUGGUGUAAGUUGCUGGUUUGAAGUUGAAGUUUUGACUAAAAUCCAAAGUGCUUUGCUAGGCGUGCCGUUUGCCUUCCUCCUCGAGCCAGCCCCAGCUUAAGGACAAGAGCAUUCUCAUUAUUAUUUUCUUGACCACUCCACACUUCCUCAAUCCAAUGCAUAUCCAAUAAUAUUCUUCCCUUUUAAUAAAUAGAACUAUGAUCCCAUAAGUCAUUCUGUUCCUAAUAUUAUAUUAUGGAGCACAUGUGAUCAUUUUGUUUAGAUAUUCGUGGGAAACUUUGAGUAUAAAAUGGAUAGUGAAUAUUCUCGCACUUUUAUUUGAAGGAUUAGCACAUGUAUAAAAUUUGUUUGGACAGAUUAAAGGUUACAGUGGGAUUGACUAGUAUAUCGUGCAGGA
This is a messenger RNA of Cajanus cajan (pigeon pea), 1483 nucleotides long. Its product is annotated as Remorin family protein. The record is from RefSeq and is a predicted model, not a curated record. Lineage: Eukaryota; Viridiplantae; Streptophyta; Magnoliopsida; Fabales; Fabaceae.